Molecule: messenger RNA, 1182 nt
Organism: Seminavis robusta
Lineage: Eukaryota; Bacillariophyta; Bacillariophyceae; Naviculales; Naviculaceae
Source: the annotation of a GenBank genome assembly
AUGAGCACCAACAGCAACAACACUACAAGCAAUAGUAGUAAUAGGGGCAAGAGAAAGCGUCAGUACUUGACAACUGCUCACAACAACUUGAAAUGGCAACCGAAACGUGGAGGUCCAGGAGUCCUCGUCACGUGUGACACUGGAAGAGAUGGGAAAGCAAAGAGAGAAGGAUUGGAAAUUCUAGAGUACUAUCUAGAGAAGCAAGCAACUAAAACAAGUUCAAAGGAAGAAACUAAAAAUGAAGAAAGUAAAAGUGAAAAAGAUGACAAAAAAUUGAGUUUGGAAGAAGAAUUGGCGGAACUCAAAGAGUCUGCCAAUGACAAUAGCAACUCAAACAGCAAUGACAAUGACAAAAAGAAGAGUAAAAGAAAGAAUGUCAAGAAACCCUUUGCUCACUAUGACACUGGCUGUAAAGGAAACGUGAUGAUCCUGUGCAUGCUCCCAAAUCCUAAUCUCAUUCCAAGUAUCAAUACUACAAAUAAUAGUAACUCCAAGCCAGAAACUGAAACUGAAGAUCCACCAAUUGAAGAUGGAAAGGAGCAAAGUGAAGACAAAAAUAAAAAGGCCAAGACAUCACCUACAAAGGAAGAGGAAGAAAAAGGUGAAGCAGCAGAUGCAACCACUGUCAGUGCUAGUCAAACUACUAGUAGUAAUACUGCCAAUGCCAAUCCCCCCUGGGAUCCCCUGGCCACAGUGCGGCAAGUCAUGACCGACAUUCAGGAUGAAACCACCAAAAACAUUCCAGGAUCCAGAUUCAUUCGACGCAUGAUUCCCUUACAAGCUACUUGCUUUGCCUCCCUCGAAGAAAUCAAACUCACCUUUCGUUCCAUUCUCGAUCAUCUCGUACUUCCAAACUUGCCAAACGACAAGAAGGACGUCACGUUUGCCAUUCACUUCAAGAAACGAAAUUGUGGACACUUGACACGCGAUCAAGUCAUUCACGAAAUUGGAAACCAAGUCGAUCAAGCUACGGGUGAAGGGUGGAAGGUCAAUCUCGCACAACCCGAUAUUCGCAUUCAAAUUGAAAUUUGCAAAACACUCUGUGGCAUGGCCGUAUUGCAAGCCAGUCAAUGCGACAACUUACUCGCAAAGUACAAUUUCAAUGUCACCGAUCUACGAACGCAAGCCAGAGAACAACAGCAAGGAACGCAAGACCAAACUACGAACCAAGACGACAAGUAG